This is a messenger RNA of Wyeomyia smithii (pitcher-plant mosquito), 1362 nucleotides long. RefSeq lists its product as uncharacterized. Lineage: Eukaryota; Metazoa; Arthropoda; Insecta; Diptera; Culicidae. The transcript has a single exon. Gene Ontology annotation, molecular function: nucleic acid binding. The record is from RefSeq and is a predicted model, not a curated record. The coding region runs from base 1 to 1362 and encodes 453 amino acids.
AUGGCACAAGAAGAGGCAUAUCCAGAUGAGCGCAAUAUAUUGAAGUUGACUCAAGGAACCCCGGAAAAUCGUCAUCCUACCGUGUCGAAGUCCAGUCCCAUCUAUAAAACCUGGCCGUACAUGGAUGAACAGGGCAUUCUUCGGAUGCGGGGUCGUAUCGGGGCUGCGAAAUAUGCACCUUUCGAAGCGAAGUACCCUGUCAUCCUUCCAAAACGUCAGCUUGUAACAGCACUCGUCACGGACUUCUACCACCGCCAAUAUCGGCACGCCAAUCGCGAGACAGUGGUGAACGAAAUGCGGCAGCGUUUUGAGGUGGCUAACCUUCGAGCUCUUGUUAGGAAAGUUGCUAACAACUGUGCGUUCUGCAAGAUCGCCAAGGCCAUUCCAUCAGCACCACCAAUGGCACCCCAUUCCGAAGAAAGAUUAGAACCAUUCGUCCGCCCUUUCACGUACGUGGGGGUGGACUAUUUCGGGCCGGUGCUGGUCAGAGUAGGGCGCAGCCAGAUGACCUGUUUCCAAGGGGCGAACAAGCAGCUUCAGGAGGAGAUCGCAACAUUGAACGAUGUAAUGGCAACCACCUUCACGAACGCAAGAACCGCUUGGAAAUUUAACCCUCCCGCAGCUCCACACAUGGGCGGAGUGUGGGAGCGCCUCGUCAAAUCAGUAAAAGUAGCAGUUGGCUCAGCGUUGGACACUCGGCGAAAGCCGGACGACGAGACUUUGAAGACCAUCAUCUACGAAGCCGAGGCACUGGUCAACUCCAGGCCACUAACCUACAUGCCUCUGGAAUCAGCGGAACAAGAGUCCCUGACUCCAAACCACUUCCUACUAGGAAGUUCCACGGGUAACAAAAUUCAGCCGGCAGCAGACGUCAAUGGCUAUGCAGCUCUACGCAGUAGCUGGAAGCUAGCCCAGUACAUCACCGGGGAGUUCUGGAGGAGAUGGAUCCGCGAAUACCUGCCUGUUAUAACACGCAGAUGUAAGUGGUUCGAGAACGUCAAAGAACUGGAGGAGGGAGAUCUCGCUCUAGUAGUCAAUGGAACUGGGCGCAAUCAAUGGAUUCGUGGACGUGUGGACAGGGUCCUUCCCGGCCGAGAUGGCAGAGUUCGCCAGGCUCUAGUACGGACAGCGACUGGAGUUCUACGGCGACCCGCCGUUAAAUUAGCGGUGUUGGACGUUGGAGAUCAGUGCAAACCAGCGGGGCCUUCGGGAGAUUCAGAACACCAAGGUUUACGGGCGGGGGUAUGUAACGACCAAGCCCCUCGUUACGGCGGCGCCGUCGAUAAACGUCGACGUGGCGCUGAUCAAGUCGCCUCAAUCAGUCGACGGACGGAACGAAGUGUCAAAAACCCGAAGACCUAA